AUUUAAGAAGCAAAAAUGGAAGGAAAGCCUCCACUACCUAGUGGCACUAGCAAAUCUAAUUUCAACAGAGAUGCAAAUAAUGCUUCAGCUCCGAUCUCUAGAGCUUAUGACACUCCUAGCGAUACUAUUCAAGGAAUGGCCGGCCCUACUCCUCAUAUGAAAAGAGGCAGCUCUAGAGGAAGCAAUUAUGGACCCAUGGACGAGCCUAAUGAUCACAUGUAUAUCAAUGUGAAUAGGAACCAGGGACCUAAUAUCCAGAGGUUACAGUCAACUGCGAACAAGACGAAACCUUUAUUACCCUCUAUAGGAAGAAACCAACCAGAAAGUUAUAGAAGGACAGACCCUGAUAAUCCAAUGGGCUAUGACCCUGAUGAAAAUUUAAGGAAGCUUCGUAACAAUGUCUAUGCCAAACACAACUAUGGCGACCAGGCUGAUGAUCCUUUUAAAGAAAUAAAUCUUCAAGAAAUGAAUGAUGACGAUGAGAGAGAACGCCAGAGGAUAAAAAUGCUUGAAGAAAACAUCAAUGCUCAAAAGACUGAAGUUGAAAAAUCCAAGAUGAAAUUAGAAAAGAAGCAGUUAUAUGACCUUUACGAGCAAGAAACUAGACUUCUUGAUCGCCUGGAACAAAUCAAGAACUACAAAGAGGAAGAAGCUCAAAUCAAUGAAAAGUUAAGGAAAGAAGUAGUCAAUAUCAAGCUCAAGCAGAAAUAAAGAUGAAGAAGAGAAAAGGAACAUUGACAGAAUGGCCUGGAACCUUGAAAGAGACACUAAAAUGGAGGAAAUCGUCAAAAUGAAACUUGAACUUGAAAGACUCCAGGACAACGCUAAAUAUAUCGAUGAUGUUAGUAAGAGGAGAGAGCUCGAACUUGAACAAAUUGAUGUUGAGAUGAAAAAUAGGGAUUUUGCAUCAGCUGAAUUGCUGCAAAAAGCUCUUAAUCAUGCGGAUUAUUUGCAAGAUCAGAUAGAAAGUGGUGCUAUAGAUGAGAAAUACCAAGCUAAGCUUGUAAACGCUCUCUCUGGAGAUAAGAAUGACCCAGAAAACAAGAAAAUGAGGGAAGAACUUCUUGAAGAGCUUAAAGCCAAGAUCCUUCAACAAAAAGAACGAAAGACAAUGGAAAAUCAAAAGUUCAUCCAAGAUUUAAACAUGAAGAGAAUGCAGUUCUCUGAAGCUGAAAAGAAAAUAAAUGAGCAAAAGCUUCUUCAUGAGGCAUUAUCUCGUAGAGGAGUUGACUUCCUUUCUGAACUAGAGCUAGGAACUGCUCCUCCAAUGGAAUAUGUCAUUAAUAACCUUAAUAUUGAGGAGAAACAGGUGAACAGAAAGGAGCCCUUUAGCAUAAAAGAUGUAGUUGAGAACACAAAGAACACCUUAGAGUCCAAUCAUGAACGAUUGGAAAGACUAAAGAGGGAGAAAAUUGAGUCUGACUAUUACGUCUCCAAGAUAAGUUUCAAGCCAGAGCCUAUCUUCAUUCCAGAGGGCACACAAGAAGUCAUCGACUAUAUCCUUGACAUUGUAAUUACGAAUGCUUUUAACGAAGUAUCGAUGUAUGAUAAGUACGUUGAAGGGCUAAGGAAGAAAACUAGGGUUAUGAGACAGAGAGAACCAGUCCAAGAAGCAAGAAUUGGAUUCUACUCUGAUAGGAUAGCAGUAAAGGAAGUCCAUAAAAAUUUCUUAGACCAAUAAGUAGUG
Moneuplotes crassus is the source of this 1687-nucleotide messenger RNA. The record is from the annotation of a GenBank genome assembly. NCBI's taxonomy places the organism in Eukaryota, Ciliophora, Spirotrichea, Euplotida, Euplotidae.